Molecule: messenger RNA, 1155 nt
Organism: Zootermopsis nevadensis
Lineage: Eukaryota; Metazoa; Arthropoda; Insecta; Blattodea; Termopsidae
Gene: Polr3F
Product: RNA polymerase III subunit F
Biological process (GO): transcription by RNA polymerase III
Cellular component (GO): RNA polymerase III complex
Source: RefSeq, a predicted model, not a curated record
GUAAGCCUUGUCAUAGACUUUAUACUUUCCUUUAACCAUAAAGAGGUUAUGUACAGAACUGUGGGAUUUAACAUUUGUUAUAAUCUGUGGGUCUGAUGACAAAGAGGUAGUUGUUACUAGUUUUGGGUUGCAAUUAUAUAUUUGUUUUUGGCAACAAUGACUACAAAUAAACCGGAGGAAUCUGUGCGGAAUGGAAAUGAUCAACUGUCAAGCUUGGAAUCUAGCGAGCAUAGAAUUUUAGCACUUGCCAAAGGUUCAGGGAAAGGUAUAUCUGAUAAAGAUAUCCAGAAUGAGGUACCUGAUCUCCGGCCAGACCAGCGUGCUAGCAUCAUAAAUAAAUUACUGGCACAGGGAUAUUUUGAUUUGUUUAAUCAAGGUGGGACACUUCUAUAUAAGUUAAAAGAUCCAUCUAGGAUCCAGAAGGUAAAAGGUGCAGAUAAUGAAGAGAAAAUUGUGUACAGUAUCAUUGAAGAGGCUGGUAACAAGGGGAUCUGGAUUCGAGACAUUAGAUUCAAGUCCAACCUGAUUCCUACACAGCUCAAUAAGAUAUUGAAAAUUCUUGAAAACAAGAAGUUAAUUAAAGCUGUGAAGUCUGUGUCUGCCAGUAAAAAGAAAGUAUACAUGCUUUAUAAUUUGGAACCUGACAGAACAGUGACUGGAGGAGCCUGGUACUGUGAUCAAGACUUUGAGGCUGAAUUUGUGGAUGUGCUCAAUCAGCAGUGCUACAGGUUCUUGCAUCAGAAACUAGAGGCUACCAGAGACUGCAAAGGAGGUCCCAUUGCUGCUCGGAAUAUUUCAUAUGCAUCAUCCAAGGAUGUGUGGAAGUAUAUAAGUGAACUUGGAAUAAGUAAGGUCCAGUUGUCAGUAGAAGAUAUGGAGACAAUUCUAGAUACCCUUCUGUAUGAUGGCAAAGUUGAGAGAUGUGUAACAACAGACGGGAGCCAUUUGUAUCGAGCUGUUGAGUCCUUACUGCCAGCACCAGGCAUUGUCCGCAUUCCUUGUGGAGUUUGUCCAGUUCUACGACACUGUAGCGAUGUUGGAUCUGUAAAUCCUAAGAAAUGUGUUUAUAUGAAGGAAUGGUUAGAGUAAAAUAUUGUAAUUUUUAUUGGACAAAUUUAUCAAUUAUGGAACAAAUUAAAGAUAUUUAAUUACUUA